CGAAUUUCAGCAUCGACUUCUGAUAACCCACUCAUCUUCUUCCCAGAAAACACUAUAAAUUCUCCCUUAAACGCUUUACCUUUCCUCAACGUCUACUUUUUUAUAUUUUCCAUUCCUCACAUUUCUCCACAAAAAGUCUUCCAAUUUUUUUCCCAGUUUCUCUUUGCUGCAAAAAUCAAAGGCAGUGGGAUCUAAAGAAUCGAAGGGUUGUUUGUAUUUUAGGGAAACGAAAUGAAAACAGGUUUGGUGGUGGAUGGCGAUUAUGUAUAUGAAGAAGAGAAGCAUCUAACUGUGCUUAAAACUUCGCUUUUCUUCGCCAACGAUGGCUUCACUGUUUACGAUUGUAAAGGUCAGUUGGUUUUCCGAGUGGACUCGUACGGUCCUGACCCUCGUGAUAAAGCCGAAGUUGUUCUUAUGGAUGCUCAUGGAAGAUGCCUGCUCACUGUCAGAAAAAAGAGGCCGAGUUUGCAUCACCGGUGGGAAGGGUUUUUAGGGGAAAGAACAGAGGGUCAGAAACCGAUCUUCAGUGUGAAAAGAUCGUCCAUAAUCGGACGGUGCGGGAUGACAGUGGAAGUGUUCAACAAUCCAGGGCUGGAGUACCAGAUAGAAGGGAAUUUCGGACAACGGAGCUGCACGAUCUUCAACGCGGCCAAGGAAUCAGUGGCUGAGAUUAAACGCAAAGUUGAUGCUUCCACUAACGUGGUGCUUGGUAAAGACGUUUUCUUGCUUUCUUUAAAACCCGGUUUUGAUGGGGCCUUUGCUAUGGGUUUGGUGCUCGUUCUUGAUCAGAUUAACGGUGGUGAUUACGUUGAAAAUGAUGAGGCGGAGAUGAUCCCUACCACGGAGGAUUAAUGUGCUGUGCAUUUUAUAAUUUUCUUAAACGAAGAGAUGUGGAAAAAGAAAGCUGCUUGUAUAUUAUUACAAAAGUAAUAAGAGUUUCCUUUGAAAGAAGACUAAAAUUCGUUUGGUAUAGAAUAAUUAAAUGAAGAAUUGGAAAA
Molecule: messenger RNA, 998 nt
Organism: Gossypium raimondii (Peruvian cotton)
Lineage: Eukaryota; Viridiplantae; Streptophyta; Magnoliopsida; Malvales; Malvaceae
Product: protein LURP-one-related 12
Exons: 2
Coding region: 232-852 (206 amino acids)
Source: RefSeq, a predicted model, not a curated record